Molecule: messenger RNA, 1344 nt
Organism: Paramecium tetraurelia
Lineage: Eukaryota; Ciliophora; Oligohymenophorea; Peniculida; Parameciidae
Exons: 6
Biological process (GO): nuclear membrane organization
Cellular component (GO): nuclear inner membrane
Source: RefSeq, a predicted model, not a curated record
AUGUUAAGAUUGUCUUAGUCCAAUCAUGGCCUUGUUGUGUUUACAUUGUUUGCUUUACUUAUCUCUUCCUGUGAUGCAAUCAAUCAUUUGAGAGGACACAUUGAGGAGCCUUAAAAUAAGCAUUUGUAUUCGAGCCAUUCAAAAGGGAACCCAAUCGCUGCUGUAAUCUUUGGAUUCUUGUGUGUUUUUGGGGCGUUUGCUAUGUUAUGGUACAAUGAGAGAAGAUAAGCAAUUACUGAAUACAGAUUAGAAUAAGCAAAGAAAUAGUGUACAUCAGUCAAUUCAGCAGAAGUAAAUCCAAAUACCAAUCAUCAAUUGAUUCACACAAAUGGUGAGAGCAAGACUAAUGAUCUAGUUGUGGACGCAACUUUUGGUUUGUCUAUGAAAGAUUGCAUUAAACUAGUUAGGACAGUUGAAAUGUACUAAUGGGUACGCAAAUCAAGAGAAGAAAAUAAAAGAACUGUCUAUUAUUAUGUUUAAGAAUGGAGUUCAACAUUCCAUUCUGAUUGCGGAGAUGGACACUACAAUGAUAAAUCUAAAUGGAUUGUCGAAUAAGAGACCCAAGUCAACUUGAAUGUUCGUAUCGGGGCGUAUUUAAUGAGCAAGUCUUUGGCAGAAUAAACAAAUGCCCAUGAGAGUAUUCCAAUGGCUGCGAAUAAUGCAUAAGCAGUUUCCAAUUUCUAUGGAUUUUCAAAAGGGUUUUAGAAUUACGAAGCAAAUGGACAAUAUAUAUAUUUCUAAUAAAAUAGAGGAACUGUCUCCAUGAAUGAUUUAAGAGUCUCAUUUGAUGCUGCCAGAACUGGUCCUACAACUGUAGUUUCUCAACAAUAUAAUGAUACAUUCACACCAUUUGUUAUUCACGAUAAAUUUGAAUAGACCUUGGCUAGAGAUGAAAAUUUGGAGGAUAUGUCAUUGACAUGUACUACAUGCUGCUGUUUCUGUUGUAAACUAUGUAGAGCACUUGAGAAGCCUCUAACUCAAAUAGAUUGGAUCUUCGAAUAAAUUAUGACAUAAAAUCAGGUAUUUAAAAAAAAAGCAGAAGAAAAUGCAUGCCUCACAUUGGCAUAAAGAAUAGGUGGUUAUAUAUUGAUGGGAAUUGGAUUUUGUUUGAUAUUCUCUCCAAUCUCAUGGUUGGUUUCAUGGUUCCCAUUGGUAGGAAACUUUUUAGCAUCUAUUACAGGAUUUAUUUUCUUUUUGGUGAGUUUUAUUAUAUCAAUUCCGUUUUCACUCUUAACCAUAGCAUUUGCUUGGUUAUUUUAUCAUCCAAAAUAUGGAAUUGCCUUAAUUGCACUUUCAGGUUUAAUAGGAGCAGGAAUCUACUUUUACAUCAAAAGUUAGAGUUGA